Spodoptera littoralis (African cotton leafworm) is the source of this 2328-nucleotide messenger RNA. Lineage: Eukaryota; Metazoa; Arthropoda; Insecta; Lepidoptera; Noctuidae. The record is from the annotation of a GenBank genome assembly.
AUGCAUCUCGGAGUUAAUAUAUCAAAUGCUUUACAACAAUUAGAAAGUGUAAAAGCAGCUGUAGAUCAAAGUGAUGAUCCCAAGUUAAAGGCUGCCACCAAUGAUGACUUGAAUAUGCUGAUAAACUUGUUGGAAAGUCCUAUACUAAAGAGUAUAGCGACACUCCAUGACUCUGUAGGAAUGCUUGCAACCCAGGUUGCACAUCACCCUUCUAUAAUUCCCGGAGACUUUGAUAUCACUCCAGCAGGUGAUCUUGCUCUACAAGCAAGGAACUUGUAUGGAAGUCAUGAGGGGGAGGAAGAGCAGCGUGUUCCCCAAGUAUCACCACCACAUAGUCUUGAAUUUGGUUCUGGCUCUGAUAAUGAGCGCAUUCUGGGGCUCGACAGUGGAUCUGUGGACUCAAACAUGUCUCCAAAACAGAAUCGUGGCCUAUUGGAUUUGUCAAGAACUGACGAGUCUCUCGGCUCAAUGUCUCACAGCAUCGUUGGUAGUGACUGGGCACAGGUUGAAAUCAUUAACUUGGUAAAUGAUGGCACUGGAUUAGGAUUCGGUAUAAUUGGUGCUAGGACGAGUGGCGUGAUUGUCAAGACUAUUUUGGCGGGAGGUGUCGCCGAUAGAGAUGGCCGACUGAAGUCUGGAGAUCAUAUUUUACAAAUAGGAGAUGCUCAUUUAAUGGAGAUGGGUUCGGAGCAAGUGGCGGGAGUGUUGCGUGCGUCAGGUUCCCGGGUGCGGCUGGUAGUGGCUCGCGCCGCGGACCCGGCCGCGCCCCCGCUGCACUCACACGCGGCUCAUCCAGGACACUCUGCACCACUCGUACCUGCCAGGCUCCUGUCGGACCCUGAGGCUCUGGACCGCUACCUACUAGACGCAGGCUUCGAACAAGUAUUCCACACCCAACCUACACCAGUCCCACACAACAAUGCCUCCAGAUUUGUAUUCGACAGAUCCAUUACACCACCACCUGAUGCAGAUGCGGAGUCACCAGAAGUCGAUAGAUUCACAGUGCAGCUGAAGAAGGACGAAAAUGGACUCGGAAUUACUAUUGCAGGCUAUGUAUGUGAAAAAGAGGAACUUUCGGGAAUAUUCGUAAAGUCGGUAACGCCGGGUAGCGCGGCGGCUUUGAGUGGCAAGGUGCGCGUCAACGAUCGCAUCGUCGCCGUCGACGGCGUCUCUCUCGCGGGCAAGUCUAACCAACGAGCUGUCGACGCACUCAAACAGAGUGGGAACAUUGUUACACUGGAAUUGGAAAGAUACCUUCGCGGUCCAAAAUUCGAGCAGCUACAGCAGGCUAUAGCGGCAGGGGAGAGCGCGGCCAGUACUGUGACUCCACACAAUCCAUUCUUACACAUGCACCGCCCUGACACGCUGCCCUCGCCUGAACAUGACAUACCCAUGGCACAGCUACAUAACUCUGUGUCAGUGGAGAGUGCCCCCGAGGAGCCCCCGGCCGCGGCGGGCAGUGCGCGCGCGCAGCCUGCCUUCGACAUGCCGCGCACGCAGGAACAGAAGGACGCCAUCAAGAGGAAGUGGCAGGCUAUUCUUGGCGACGAGGUAGAGAUCGUCGUCGGCGUAGUAGUCCGCGGUGGUGGUGGGCUGGGUAUAUCCCUGGAGGGUACAGUGGACGUGGAGGGCGGGAGGGAGGUCCGCCCGCAUCACUACGUGAGGUCUGUGUUGCCGGAGGGACCGGUCGGACGCGCCGGAGUGCAUCGACCUGGGGAUGAGUUGCUCGAGGUGAACGGGCACCGCCUGCUGGGCAUGAACCACCUGGAGGUGGUGUCGAUCCUGAAGGAGCUGUCGAGCGAGGUGUGCAUGGUGUGCGCGCGCCCGCGCCCCGCGCCGCCGCUCGACCUCGCGCCGCCCGCGCCCACGCUCGUCAAGGCCAAAUCAGAUGGAAGUUUGGCCGGUGCAGGCGCCGAAGAAGGAGGAUCACUAUCGGCCGGUGGAAAAGUGCGCUCGCGAAGUUUGGAACCCUUAACUGGUCUCGCCAUGUGGUCAUCUGAACCACAAAUCAUAGAACUAGUGAAAGGUGAGCGUGGUUUGGGAUUCUCGAUCCUGGAUUACCAGGACCCGCUGCGACCGUCACAUACUCUGGUGGUAAUCCGUUCCCUAGUGCCGGGCGGAGUGGCUCAGCAAGAUGGCCGGCUAAUACCUGGGGAUAGACUGCUUUUCGUCAAUGAUCAGAACUUGGAAGACGCAAGUCUAGAACAAGCAGUGGCAGCAUUGAAAGGCGCCCCGCGUGGAGUAGUUCGCAUCGGAGUGGCCAAACCACUUCCACUCGCCGACGCACCACCCCCGCUACCACACACUGCCCCGCCCUCUCAACCUUAG